CACAGCUGCUCUCUGCAUCCCCCUCUUCUUUCUCUCCCUCUUCCCUCCACUGUCCGCAGCUCCUUUUACCGCACUCCCCAUUCCUCCACCCUCCCAUCCUUUGCGCUCCCCCUCCCCCCUUGCCCCUCUCCUGCACCUUCCUCUCUCCAUCCCGGUCUCUCCCCCGCCCCGCUCCUCUCCGUUCUCCUGCCCUGUCGUCCAUCCCCUCCUUCUCCUUCUCCAGCCGGUGUUUCCGUGCGUGGCGCCCAUUGGCUGCCGGCAUCCGUCCCCCGGAGCCGCCGCCAGACGAGCCCCCUCUCCCGCAGGAGGCAGCGCGGGGCAGGGGCCCGCCGGCGCCAGCCUCGGGGGCCGCGCAUCCCCCGUCGGACGCCAGCCCCGCCAGCCCGGCCACCAGCGGGCACGGGAGUGGGCCCCGGUCCCACGCCAGUCACGGAGGGGAGCGAUGGGCAGGUCCAGGAAGAAGGACCUGCGUCUCCGGUAGUGCACGGUGGGACUCGCUCCCUCCUGGGACCCCUUUGCUCAGUUGCUAUUAAGAAAGGGGAAGGGGAAAAAACAUGACACGGAUUCUCCCAGUGAAGCAGAGGAAAAUGUACAUCCAACGACACAUUGCUAACUGAUACUGCAAGGACGCUGCCCCCUGCUCUCUUCCCUGCCUCUGCUAUGGACACUUCUGCUUUCAGCCUCCCCACGCCGGCAGUGUUGGAGGAAGGGAAUGCCUCUGGCAGCUGGGCAGGCUUCACCACCCCCAACGGCUCCACCACCACCAGUCCUGGUGUGGUUGUCAGUGGUGUCCUCAUCCCCCUGGUCUACCUCAUUGUCUGCGUGGUGGGGCUGGCUGGGAAUUCCCUGGUCAUUUACGUGGUCCUGCGGCACUCUGUGAGCGAGUCGGUGACCAACGUCUACAUCUUGAACCUGGCCUUAGCUGAUGAGCUUUUCAUGCUGGGCCUGCCAUUCCUGGCUGCACAAAAUGCCCUGUCCUACUGGCCAUUUGGGUCUUUCAUGUGCCGCCUUGUGAUGGCCGUGGAUGCCAUCAACCAGUUCACCAGCAUCUUCUGCUUGACGGUGAUGAGUGUUGAUCGCUACCUGGCCGUGGUCCACCCAGGGAAGUCCUCCAAAUGGCGGACAGCACGGGUGGCCAAGGCUGUGAGUGCAACUGUGUGGGUGCUGUCUUCCGUAGUGGUGUUGCCCGUGGUCGUCUUCUCAGACGUCCCUUUAGGGAUGAGCACGUGCCACAUCCAGUGGCCAGAGCCUGCCUCAGUGUGGAGAGCUGGCUUCAUUGUCUACACUGCCACCCUGGGUUUCUUUGGGCCACUUCUGGUGAUUUGCCUCUGCUACCUUCUUAUCGUUGUGAAGGUUCGUUCCUCUGGCAGGCGGGUGAGGUCUCUGUCCUCCAAGCACAAGCUUUCAGAGCGCAGAGUGACCCGCAUGGUGGUGGCUGUUGUGGCUGUCUUCGUCCUUUGCUGGCUCCCCUUCUACGUCCUCAACAUAAUCAAUGUUGUCUGCCCACUGCCAGAGGAGCCGUCCCUCUUUGGUGUCUACUUCCUCGUGGUGGUGCUGCCGUAUGCCAACAGCUGUGCCAAUCCUAUCAUCUAUGGCUUCCUCUCCUACCGCUUCAAGCAGGGCUUCCGGAGGGCCAUCCUCAGGCCGUCCCGCCGGGUCCAGAGCCAGGAGGUGCCAGCAUGCCCUCCAGAGAAGACUGAUGAUGAAGGGGAAGAGGGAGAGGUCAGCAAGAUCACCCAGAAUGGUAAUGAUGGGCAGGAGCACCCUCUAAGCGGUGGGGAAGGAGAAAGCUAUGAGCAAAAGCCACUCCCUGAGGAGCCUGUGGGAUGCGAAAAGAGCAACAAGUUGCAUGUCAGUUAUUUAUGAUGAAAGGGAUGGUGCAGGGGAAAGAGACAUUGGGACAUGGGAUCCCCUUCACCCUCUGUGUCUUUUGACCUCAAAGGCAACGGGAGACAUUGAUACAAAGGAAUAUUAAAGUCCAAGACUGCUUAAAGAUGAAGAGGGCUCCAUGAACUUGGGGGGAAACGCAAGGCAUUGUUCUUGGCUUUGGAAGGGACACCUGAGGUAUGUGUGGUACCAGGUAAAAGAAGGACUGCAUCCAGGGAGAGCUGAAGAGGUGAUGGGUACUGACAGAAUGGAGAGAGCAAAGCCAGCCCAAGAUUGCAUGAUUCAUCCUUAGAUCACCCAGCUGUGAAGGGCAUCAGCUGCAACUGACUGUGGCACCUCAAGGAAGUCCUGAAAUGCCAAAUACAAAAAAUAGGCAUCUCAGUGCCUUGAUUAUCUUCCUUAUAAACAUGAGAAUUGGUUUACUCUAAAAAAAAAAAAACCACAGGAAGGGAAAACAUCUGCAGUAAAGACAUACCAGCCAGUUGCAUGAAUGGCUGACCCUUCAUUAGCUCUACAAGAAAUAAUGGUCACAACUUUCCUACUCAUGCUGGUCAUGGCUGGAGGCCACUCUGAUUGCUCAAAGCCUCCUCUUUCUUUCCAGGGCUCUCAUGGACUAAGGGCAGGCUGAUGAGAUUUAUCUGAGAGAGCAAAUGGGGCAUUUCUUUCUUCCACCUCACAUCCUUCAGGUUCUUCCUGGUGCCUCUGCACCUUGGUGGAAGGUGAAACAAGGGUAGAGAAGACAGCAAGGCAUGGGUUGAAAACAGGGUUUCUUACAAGCUGAAAUGCCCUUUCCAUUUUCUUCCCCCUAAGCCUUAUUGUAAAUAAACAAAAAGCCUUUGGACUUAAAAGGCCAACUGGACAGAAUAAUUCUGUGUGUUUAAGGGAGGGGCGUGCUAUAGAUUUGGCUCUCCUGAGAAUACACAAUGUCUUUGAGCUGAGUUGAUCUCUAUAUGGAGUAACGUUUAGCUGGUACAGGAGAUUGAGGCAUGUAUCAGUACAGCACUAGGACAGGGAGCAGAGGGAGGUCAGGGGAUCUCCAGUGAGAGCUAUGGUUGCAGGAGUAUGGUUGCAAUACUAGGAACUGAUUCAUCUUAUGGAAAAUGGCUUAAGAUGGAGAAGAAAUGAUGUGUCUGCAUGUGGACAAAGGUGGUUGUAUGCAGAAAUUUGAUCACUGGACUGUACAUGUAUGAGAAUGGCUGAACAGAAUCAGAGAUUGAGGAGCCAGGGCUGGUGGGAUAUGUGUGUGGGUUGGGCACUGGUGCUAAUUUGUGUGUGGCAGUGGGGUGUGUAUAAAUGCAUACAAGUGUACAUAAGGGUGUAUGCAUGGGUAUAAAUGUAUACACAGACGAGGAAGUGUGUUUAUGUAACUGUGGAAUGUUUAAGUGUAGAUACGGUUGUGUAGGCAUGCAAGUAUAUAUGGAACUGUGUGUGCACAUGUGAAUGCUUGGGUAAGAGAGUGAGAGUAUGUGUGUUGCUGUGCGUGUUGGAUGAGUGCUCGCUCCUGUGCAUUGGUUGUUGGAGGGAAGUUGUGGGUGGGCCCGUCUCAGUGUGCAGGCUAGAGGAGCAGCAAUGUACGAGGGUGGGUGGGAUAAAGGUCUCUCUCUCCACUUCAGCUUCAUUCCUUCAGGCUUCGCUAAAUAUCUGUCCCCACACCUUGAACUUCUCCAUGAAUGCUGUUGCUAAGCUACAGCCACCAAGAAGACUCUCAUAUUAGUGUCCUUGGUUAUAUCUGGGCAACUUUCUCCACAAAUAAUAUUUGAGAAAUGGGAAGGAGGGAUCCACCAGGAGGAGACAUACCGCCCUCAGGUCAGGAGGUGUUGGAGGAGGCAGUCUCUGGAGCAUCAGUGACAAGAGCUGGCUGAGUGAUGGAAAGGUGUCUCACAGGUCACUUGAGAGAAGGCAUGAGAUAUGAAGGGAUGGCAUGUGGUCAGGUGUGCUAGGACAGAAGUCAAAAGCCCUGGACUGGGAAACAGAACAGCAGCUGAGGAUGACGGGAAUAGAACCACUUUAUGAGGAAGCAAAUGACAACGUCACCCAGAGGUGAUGUGAGAAGAAGUGAAGGCCUGGCAGGCAUCAGGGGAACUGCAGUGCAGGGCACCAGGGUUUGGGAGAGGACCAUUGCAGGACGUCAGGUGAGGAGACACGUCGUAGCCAGGCCAAAGAGCAGAGGAAGGGUGGCAAGGGACUGAAAACAUGACCAAGCAAAAGACAUUCAGCUGUGCUCUCAGCCACUGGUAUGGCCAUCACCUACCUGACAGAGAAAGAUUGUCUCUAUGAAUCCUCCAUCCUCUUGUUUCCUCUUUGAUCCUGGGACGCUGGUGCCAAGCUGUCCAUGCCUGUAGGCUCAGUCUCGGGGGAUGAGCUACCAGCGAUACCACACAGCUAUUGCUUAGCUCCUCUUACAAAGUGUGACUGCUCCCCUGAGUGUGGGCAGUCAGACACCCAGGAAUGCAGGCUCAACUUAUGGGGAAAAGAAAGUGCUUGGUAGCCAGUUUCUAUCCUCUGCUACCUCUUCACAUCUCCUCCUCCUUCCAUCCAUGCAUCAGCUGCUCACACUGUGGGCCCCAGUGAAAAAAGCAGCCAAAUUAUUCAUGGAUGUGGGAUACACAGUCUGCUGGACUAAAAAAUUGUUUGGUUUUUGGGUUGUGUUUUUUUUGCUUGGGGAGCUCCCACAGCAUCCAUUGGAUGAAGCACAAUCAAGAAAUCCUAGCAGAAUGCACUGCCAAAUCUCCUGCCUCUAUACAGGGCAACAAACAGUAGGAAGAUUAAAAGGUCUGGCUACCAAGUGGUCAGAUAGGACAACACAGCACUUUAAACAGGGGUCUGUGUAGCUCCUCUUGCAGUGAGGAGCAGGGCAAGGUGAAUGCUCGGCACCACUGGCAGGGCAAUCACUGUAGGACAGAGGAGAAAUGGUGUCAGCUGGGGAACAUGUAGCACUGUUCAUGGUUGAUGGCCAGACAUUGAAAAAGGCAUGUGACAGUGCAUGAGGACCUUGCAGGAGGCAGCUCAGAUGGGUGGGGGGCAGAUGUAGGAAGGGUUUCCUUCUCCACGGAGUGGCUGCUCAGCUGCCAUGGGGAGAUGGGGGGAGUUCCCUGGCUGCCAACAUGCGUAACAGAGACACUCCCUUUCAACGUUGAAUUGAGCUGAGACUUCAUUUUGCAUGCCUUUGCAGCUCCAUCUGCUGCAAGUCACCACUUAAGAGACUCCACCAACUGCUUGGCUUCUUAAAAUACCUACAUCUCUGAAGAGCCCAAACACUGCAAUGCCAACACCACACAAGUGUGCCAAGGAAACAUCAUUUUGAUACAUGGAGUCUGAGCCCACUAGCAAGAAAGAUCUGCAAGGGACCCUGCUGGGGAAAACAAAAUGUGUUCCAGGGAGAGCUGCAAAACACUGGGGGUCUUUAGUAUAAAUAGGAGUUUAAAAGAAAAGUGUCACAAGCAUCAUAUUUUUCUCUCUUGUGUUUUCUUCUCCCUUCUAUACUGCAUCCUAUCUUUCAGUGACACAUUGGGGGGGCGGGGGGGAA
Phalacrocorax carbo (great cormorant) is the source of this 5413-nucleotide messenger RNA. Lineage: Eukaryota; Metazoa; Chordata; Aves; Suliformes; Phalacrocoracidae. The record is from RefSeq and is a predicted model, not a curated record.